Molecule: messenger RNA, 1631 nt
Organism: Peromyscus leucopus (white-footed mouse)
Lineage: Eukaryota; Metazoa; Chordata; Mammalia; Rodentia; Cricetidae
Gene: C4H20orf96
Product: chromosome 4 C20orf96 homolog
Exons: 10
Coding region: 520-1614 (364 amino acids)
Source: RefSeq, a predicted model, not a curated record
GAGCUCCUCCCCAUCCACGCUGGAAAGUGGACGGGCUUGAUUUCGUGCUGGUCUCUGAGAAAAUGGGAACAUACGGGAUUUGGAGCGGAAGUGUAGGAACUGGUCCCGGGUGGCGAUUAAUCCAUAGAUGCAGAAGACGUGUGUGUGUGUGUGUGUGUGUGUGUGUGUGUGUGUGUGUGUGUGUGUGUGUGUGUCGGGAGGAGGGGCGUCAGUGACCCGAACACGUCGUAUUUCCUAGUCUCCACGCUAUUCUUGAUGAACUAGGAAAGCAAAGUCAAGGACGAGGACAAGGAAACAUGAAAGUUUGAUGACAGUGGAGGGAAAGACGUUUGAAACCCGGUUGGAAAGCGCAGCCGGCCGGGGCAGUUUUGCCUGGCGAGGUUAGUCUCCCUCCGCUCACCAUAGUUGCGUUUCCUUGGAGACCAGACGUUAGCGAAAGCGCUAACAAGAGGUGGCAAGCUUCACCGGCUUCUGGAGACGGUCUGUGCCUGGAGGAUCAGGAUUCUUCUCUUUUCCCCAAUGGCACUAAAACGCACCCACUCUAGGACUCACUUCCCAGGGCACAAGUUGCAAGUACUGUGGUCAGAGAAGAACCUGAAGUCGAAUACUCUGCCUCCCCUCCAACAAGCCAAAGGCCACAGCAAAAGCAAGAUGAAGACUCCGCCAGUGAAGUCCCAGUCCUCUAUAGACGUGGUGAGCUUAUCAAAGAAUGCACGAGGACCUCGAAGAAGGGAAGGAAUGCACCAUGGGAAGAUGCAGGCCAAGGUCCGGCUGAUGCGGUCGAUGCUUCGAAACCAGCGGACCUCACUCCAGGAGCUCUACAACCACGAGGGCUUCCUCAGCAAGCUCAACCAGGAGCUGAUCCAGGCCAUCCAGGACAUGGAGGAGAACAUGGCCGUGAACGUGCGCACAAUGCUGCAGCAGCAGGGCAUUCUCGGGAAUGUCAUCGACGUCUUGGAGUACUCAAACAAGAAGCGGGUGGAGCAGCUGAGGUCUGAGCUCCAGGAGUGGAAGGAGAAGGAAGAAAGCAAAACAAACAGCUUGAAGCAGGAGGUGGAUCAGCUAAAUGCUGAAAUCCUGAAGAUCCACGAGGAGGUGAAUUUUCUGAGCACCUACAUGGAUCACGAGUAUCCCGUCAGGUCGGUCCAGAUCGCCAAUUAUAUACGCCAGGUGCAGCAGGCAAAGGACAGCCAGCAGGAUGAGCUGGACAGCCUUAGAGAGAUGCGUGAAAUGAUCCUGGGGUGUUUUUCCAACAUGAUUGACAAGAAGAAGAAGAAAAUCCUGAAGUCUCUGAUGGUGAAAACCCAGAAACCCUAUGAGGAGGUACUUGUGUUGAAGACCCUGGACAGCCAGCGCCUGCAGAGGUGCAUGAUCUGGUUCAGACAGGUGUACCCCAGACAUGCCCGUGGAGCUCAACAUUGCUGUGCAGGAGCCGCUCCCCUUCUAGAUGGCACGCCUGGCACCUCUCCUCCCUGCUCUCUUCCGUCCCAGGGGUUUGGGCUGGUUUACUUGCAAGAUGCUGUCUCCAUUAUGAGUCUGAGCCACAGCCCCUCCUCCACCCCGCUCCCCUGCUGCUCCGACCAGGCAGGACUUCCCAGUCUUUGCUGCCAAUAAAGCUGGGCUUGCGUUUG